AUGGGUUCACCAAGCAGAGCAUGGGUUAUGGCAGUUAGUAUUGGCGCUGUGGAGGCACUGAAAGAUCAAGGAUUCUGUAGGUGGAACUAUAGCAUAAGAUCGCUACACCAGCAUGCCAAGAACAACCUCAGGUCUUUCUCUCAGACCAGGAGGCCCUCUGGAUCUCAAUCUUCUGCAGUAGUUUCAAGUAAAGUAAGAGAAGAGAAAGCAGAACAAUCAGAGGAGUCUCUGAGAAAAAUCAUGUAUUUGAGUUGUUGGGCAGCUUCAACGCCCCCGCCUCCAACACAGCCUUCACCAAGCCAAGCACCCCUCACAAGUUACCAACCACCCACUGCAAGUGCCCCACCAAAACCAAACCUUACCAACAUCGCUGCCGUGAAUGCACCGUCACAACCACCACAGGAACUCCGACUAUAUAAUGGCUAUGCGGACUUGGAGGCAGGUGGUUUCAACCGGAGGAAUGAGGCUAGGGAGUUGGCAAGGAAAAUAGUUUUGGCCAGGGAAGGAGGGAGAGGAAGGGGAAUUAGGGUGGGUUCAUCUUUGGGAAGGGGGCGUCAACUGUCAUUGGUUAGGGAGACAGAGACCACUCAGACCAGUGCUCUUCAUCCUCGUCUCACCACUCGGGAGGCAGCAAUCAACUCAGGCAGGUAG
This is a messenger RNA of Ilex paraguariensis (yerba mate), 651 nucleotides long. The record is from the annotation of a GenBank genome assembly. Lineage: Eukaryota; Viridiplantae; Streptophyta; Magnoliopsida; Aquifoliales; Aquifoliaceae.